Molecule: messenger RNA, 576 nt
Organism: Stegostoma tigrinum
Lineage: Eukaryota; Metazoa; Chordata; Chondrichthyes; Orectolobiformes; Stegostomatidae
Gene: mif
Product: macrophage migration inhibitory factor
Exons: 3
Coding region: 86-433 (115 amino acids)
Molecular function (GO): phenylpyruvate tautomerase activity; cytokine activity
Source: RefSeq, a predicted model, not a curated record
CGGCCGCUAGUGGCCGGAGGAGUGAGGUGCAGGGAGUGGGCAGUGAGUGCUGAGCCACACGGUGCAGACGCUGAUCGCUGGGGAGAUGCCGACCUUCGUGCUCAACACCAACCUGAGCCGCUCGACCAUCCCGGAGGUGCUGGCGGAGGAGCUGACCGCCACAUUGGGCACGUUACUGGGCAAACCCCAGCAGUACAUCGCAGUGCACAUUGUACCGGACCAGAUGCUUCACUUCGGUGGCUCCUCUGAGCCCUGUGCUCUUGGGAGUCUCUCCAGCAUUGGCAAAAUCAGCAAGGAGCAGAACAAAAACUACUCCAAAGUGCUGUUCGACCUGGUGAACAAGCACUUGCACAUUUCCCCAGACAGGAUGUACAUCGUCUUCCAAGAUCUCCAGGCUGCUAAUGUUGGCUAUAACAGAAAUACCUUUGCUUAGGUUCUGAGGCAGAGCAUUCCUGAAUGAUCAGUUUGGUCUAGUGUGUUGUAUCUUCAUCUGUAUCAAUGAUCAAUGAACCAGAGGGAAGAUUCUUAAAAUUAUGUCUUGUGUCUGUCUGAACAAUAAAGUAGAUUCAACAAUUA